Messenger RNA from Rotaria socialis, 1806 nucleotides. The record is from the annotation of a GenBank genome assembly. NCBI's taxonomy places the organism in Eukaryota, Metazoa, Rotifera, Eurotatoria, Philodinida, Philodinidae.
AUGAUUUGGCAAAUAGUUUCUCAGCUCCUUCUCUUCAUCAUUAUUGGUCAUACAGUAAUUGAUGCUAGAGCAAUUCAAGAGGAUACUGUUGGUCAAAUAGUCGACGGUAUCACCAAUGAGAACGAAGAAAUGUUUGCCACUGUCCUCAACUAUCGACAUCGUUUCGAACAUUCCAAUAAUAUCAAGGCACUUCGAUGGAUGUUCCAACAACAUAUCAACGCAGAGGAAGUAUAUUGUGAAAUAUGCCACAUUCUUCUACCUAUACUUCGAAUACUCAUCGACGUCAAUCAAACGGAGCGCAUCGAAAAUGUGACUCUAGAAAUUUGCAACGAAUUCGGUUUGGUUCUCGAUGUUUGUAGUGGCGCUGUGUACGAAUAUAAAGAUGCCGUUCUCCAAGUCAUAUACCUGACGCAUUUCAGUAAUAAGGCACUAUGUUCACUUGCUUUCAACUGUGAUAGACAGACUGAUUAUCCUGCCUUGAAUUGGACUGUUGCAAUUCCUGACAAAAAGCCAGCUCCACAACCGCCAAAACCUCCUUCGCCUGACUCUCCAAAACUGAAGGUACUCCAAUUGGCCGAUAUUCACGUGGAUUUUGAGUACAAGCCAGGAUCUGAAGCAGAUUGUCUCGAGCCAUUGUGCUGUCGAAAGGGUCCACCUCUUCCUGGCCAUCCGGGUGCUGGUUUCUGGGGGACCAGUCUUCAUUGUGACCUACCAUAUUGGACGGCUCAAGCCAUACUUGAGUAUGCCUCCAAAACGGAAGAGAUUGAUUUCAUCUAUUACACUGGUGAUACACCACCUCACAAUGUGUGGAAUCAGUCUCGUGCUGAUCAACUCUAUUCGAUAACUACAAUCAAUAAUUUGUUGGCUACAACAUUUCCAAAGAAAAUGCUGUAUUCGGCCGUCGGUAACCAUGAAGCAGCUCCAUGCAAUCUCUUUCCGACACCGAUUAUUAAAUCAGACAAUAUUUCAUGGCUAUAUCAAGCAUUAGCUGAUAGUUGGAUAAAUACACUUGGUCUACCUAAUGAUACGCGUGAAAGUAUUCUUCGUGGUGGAUUCUAUACAACACUUGUACGUCCAGGUCUACGAUUGAUUUCUCUCAAUACGAACUAUUACGCAUCGGACAAUUAUUGGUUAUAUGCCAAUUCGACUGAUCCACUCAAUCAACUUGAAUGGCUCAUACAAUGGUUACAAUAUGCUGAAGACAAUGGAGAAAAAGUUCAUAUUAUUGCUCAUCAUCCACCACGUACGUGUUUUGCAGCAUUCGGCUGGAAUUUUAAUAGAAUCGUCAAUCGAUUCGAAAAUACGAUCUCCGGUCAAUUUUAUGGUCACACACAUAGAGAUGAAUUCAACAUGUUCUACGAUGAAAAUGAUCCACAACGACCCGUUUCAAUGGCUUACAUAGCACCGUCGUUGACAACCGAAUCAUUCUUGAAUCCGGGCUAUCGUAUUUAUACAAUGGAUGGUGACUAUCCGUCGAGCUCAUAUUGGGUGCUCGAUCAUCGUACAGUCAUUAUGAAUUUAACUGCAACGAAUCUCUACAACAGAACGAUUUUGCAAGAUGAAUAUAAUGUUCGAGAUGCCUAUCAAUUAGAGAACUUGUUUCCUGUCGAUUGGGACAACUUCAUUAAAAGACUAGAAUCUGAUAUUGACGGACCACUGAUGAGCACAGUAUACACAUACUAUACGAAAUCGCACACAGAUGGCUCCCAAUGUAAUCAUGCAUGUCGACGAGCAUUGAUUUGUGAUUUUAAGACGGCUCGUGACGAUGAUCCACAUGUAUGCGAUUCAGUUCCUCCAUUUGCAUAA